AUGAUCGUCGCUCGUCCAUCACUUCUUCUCCGGCCCCUGGUCUUCUCACUACUGGUUGUGUCGGCACUGUCUUCGAAGACAUUGCAUCUAUUUCAACAUGCAGGAUCUCUCCCUAGCGCGCUUUUCGUCCUUUACUUUCCGACAUUUUUCAUUCAGGAAGCCUUUCUCUUUGCAGGCGCUUGGUUUCUCUUGCAUAAGACAACGGGUCUGAGGUCUGUUUUUGGAGCAGGAUUAACAGCAUUUCUAUCAUGCUUGACCUUCAUCCUAUCCGCCUCUCAAAUUGGCUUCUACUUCGUCACAGGCAGUGAAAUCCGUUGGGAUGCCGCAACAAGCGUCGGAAAUGAUCCGGAGGGAAGAAAGCUGAUGUUUAGCGGGCUCAGAUCAUUUCUGGGAGCAGCUGCGAUGCUUCUUGUUGCAUCGUGGAUUUGCACGACGGGAAUAUGCAUGUUGAUGACCAAAUGGCUGUCAGCGGUGUUCAGCGCGUCCUCACCAGAAAAGGUGGAUGAAGAGCUUCCGCUAGCCCAUCUGCAACAAACAUUCCGUAAAGAGCGCCUUGUUCGAUUUUGGACCAUAUGUGCUAUACUCGCAAGCCUUGGUCUGCGCAUUGUUCGGCCUCGGGUGCCCUAUAACCAUAUGUCUGGAGCUUUGCCGUUUACUUUUUUCGAAGCGAUUCGGCUGAAGCAUGUUGCGCAUCACGAACCUAUUAAUGGGGAAUUCCCGUUUCCGGAAUUGAUUGGGGAGGAAUAUUGGGAAGCUUCCAAUGGUCAUUUCAAGGGCUGGGCGCCGGGUAUGUCACGGCUGAGGACAGACGACACUCAGCCCCCCUGGGCUGCUGGGCCUUUACCAACAGGAUUUCGCCGUUGGAGAGAAUUGGCCAAUCUGGAGAACGAAGAUAUCUUGUUCAAUGGACAAGACCCCGAAGAGUCUCGGAAGGGGUUCUACAACCCUGUCGACGAUCCCUUGCGCAUCACGAAUCUCAACCACGGGCUACUUGAGCCGCUCGCUCGAGCGUUGAAGGACCACGAUAUUCCGAUCACUCAUGUCGUUCUCGUGAUGAUGGAAAGUGCGCGCAAGGAUAUCUUCCCUCUGAAAUCAGGCUCGCAUUUACACCAGGAGAUUCUCUCGUCGCAUCGCAACGCCGAUGCAAAAUCUCUUCACGACCUCAAUGACAAGCUAGCGCGUCUAACACCCGUUGCAGAAAGGCUAACGGGGGAGUCUGGUGGAUUUUCAUCAUUGAAAGGUGAUCCUGAUGCGUUAGAGACCGAAUGGAAAGAUUCUGCAGGACCUGACAUGGGUGGCAUCAAUGUUAACGGCGUCCUCACUGGUAGCACUCUGUCCUUCAAGAGUGCAGUUAUGAACCACUGCGGGGUGGGACCGCUCCCAAUUGAUUUUAUGGGCGAAGUCAAAGCCGAGAUUUACCAACCCUGUAUCAUGCAGGUUCUCGAACUCUUCAAUCAACUCCAACCGAAGUCAACCAGCGAUGAUGCCAGAUUUCAAGAUCGCAACUGGACCUCGGUGUUUCUGCAGUCUAUCACCGGGGAGUAUGACGAGCAGAGCAAUCUCAAUAACAGGAUGGGUUUCACAAAAGCCCUUUAUCGCGAGGAUAUCGAUCAGCCCAAAGCCGAGCAUUACCAUCCCCAUAUGGAGGAGAUCAAUUAUUUUGGCUUUUCGGAGCGCGAGAUAUACCCUUACCUGCAAGAUGUGGUGAAAGGUGCACUUGAAAACAACGAGCGACUCUUCUUGUCACAUUUUACAAGCACAACUCAUCAUCCCUGGUCUACACCGGAGGAAUUCCAUAAGGAGCAAUACUUGGCAGACGACAGCCUCAUAGCGGAACAUGAGGACAUGAACAAUUAUCUGAACGCAGUCCAUUACGUGGACACCUGGUUGGGUGAUAUGUUGAAAGUAUUGGAUGAUAACGAUAUUGCCAACGAGACAUUGGUGGUGCUUGUCGGAGACCAUGGCCAGGCAUUCCAAGAAGAUGCACCAGUGACGGGGACGUACGAGAACGGGCAUAUCAGCAACUUCCGUAUCCCGCUCGUCUUCCGACAUCCCCUUCUGCCCCGGCUUCAGAUCACAGCCAACGCAACCUCGAUGUCGGUUGUGCCGACCAUUUUGGAUUUGUUGGUGAACACGAAAUCCUUGAACGAGAAGGAUUCGGCCGCAGCACAGGACUUGAUGAAUGAGUAUGAGGGACAAUCGCUCAUCCGCCCGUACCAGGCUACCCAUAAUGGCCGGCAGGCGUGGAAUUUCGGCAUCAUCAACGCUGGGGGCACGAUGCUUAGCGUUGGAUCUGCGGCUGUACCGUACCGACUUAUUCUGCCACUGACGCCAGACUUUGAAUUUGCCUUUUCGGAUCUAGACGUCGAUCCCGAUGAAUUGAGCCCGUUACGCGGUUGGACACAGGAGGAGGUCAUAGACCGGGUCCGAGAACAGCAUGGCGACAAGGCCGCUGAGUGGGUGGCGGACGCCGCGAACGUGGGACGGUGGUGGGUGGAUGAACGGAAGAGGCUCUGGCACCACCACUAUUGA
This is a messenger RNA of Penicillium lagena, 2532 nucleotides long. RefSeq lists its product as uncharacterized. Lineage: Eukaryota; Fungi; Ascomycota; Eurotiomycetes; Eurotiales; Aspergillaceae. The transcript is spliced from 4 exons. The coding region runs from base 1 to 2532 and encodes 843 amino acids. The record is from RefSeq and is a predicted model, not a curated record.